Pistacia vera is the source of this 2965-nucleotide messenger RNA. Its product is annotated as probably inactive leucine-rich repeat receptor-like protein kinase At5g06940. Gene Ontology annotation, molecular function: protein kinase activity; ATP binding; receptor serine/threonine kinase binding. The record is from RefSeq and is a predicted model, not a curated record. The transcript is spliced from 2 exons. The coding region runs from base 19 to 2781 and encodes 920 amino acids. Lineage: Eukaryota; Viridiplantae; Streptophyta; Magnoliopsida; Sapindales; Anacardiaceae. Gene Ontology annotation, biological process: protein phosphorylation.
UUCUGUAACUUUGUAUAGAUGCCUUUUAAGUCACACUCCCACAGUCUCACAGGCUCACUUCACUGGUAUAUAGAAAAGAUUGAAAAGAACAGACCUCAAGCUCUUUCUCAGUCUCCUCCAAUGGCUAAACUCUGCCCAUUUUCAUUUCUUUUGUCUCUGUUGUGCUUUACAUUCUUCACUACUAUCUCUGUUUCAACUGAUGAAGCUGAUAUUCUUCUCUCCUUCAAGGCCUCCAUUGUUGAUUCCAAGAACUCUCUCUCAAGCUGGUCUAAUACCUCAAGUAUUCACCACUGUAACUGGACUGGUGUCACUUGCAUUUCUGCUUCUUCACUCACUGUAACCUCUAUCAACCUUCAAAGUUUGAAUCUUUCUGGUGAAAUCUCAUCUUCAGUGUGUAAACUUUCUGGUCUUACUAAUUUGAACCUUGCUGACAAUCUCUUUAACCAACCUAUACCACUUCACCUGUCUCAGUGUACUUCUUUGGAGAAUUUGAAUCUAAGUAACAAUCUCAUUUGGGGUACCAUCCCAGAUCAGAUUUCUCAGUUUGGUUCUAUGAAAUUUCUCGAUUUAAGCAGAAACCAUAUUGAAGGAAAGAUCCCAGACAGCAUUGGCUCAUUAGUGAAUCUGCAAAUUUUCAACUUGGGAAGCAACUUACUUUCAGGUAGUGUUCCUUCUGUUUUUGGAAAUUUUAGUGAGCUUGUUGUUCUUGAUUUGUCGCAAAAUGUAUAUUUGGUGAGUGAGAUACCUACUGAUAUUGGCAAGCUUGAGAAGCUUGAGCAGCUUUUUUUGCAAGGCUCUGGUUUUCAUGGUCAAAUUCCUGGUUCUUUUGUGGGGUUGCAAAGUUUGUCCCUUUUGGACCUUUCACAGAACAAUCUAACUGGUGAGGUUCCUCGGACACUUGGUUCUUCUCUCAAGAAAUUAGUGUCUUUUGAUGUUUCACUGAAUAAGCUUUCAGGUUCAUUCCCAGAUGGUAUUUGCAAUGCUAAAGGCCUUACAAACCUUAGUCUCCAUAAAAAUUUCUUCAAUGGUUCUAUUCCCACCUCUAUUAGUAACUGCUUGAAUCUUGAGAGGUUUCAGGUUCAAGACAAUGUCUUUUCUGGUGAUUUUCCUGAUAAAAUAUGGUCAUUCCCCAAAAUUAAGCUCAUUAGAGCUGAAAACAAUAGAUUUUCUGGAGAACUACCAGAUUCAAUAUCAAUGGCGGCUCAGCUGGAGCAAGUUCAGAUAGAUAACAACAGCUUCACUAGUAAAAUUCCACAGGGUCUUGGUUUGGUCAAGAGCUUAUAUAGGUUCUCUGCUUCUGUGAAUGGUUUCUAUGGUGAGCUUCCACCCAAUUUUUGUGAUUCACCUGUUUUGAGUAUCAUAAAUCUCUCCCAAAAUUCACUUUCGGGUCACAUUCCAGAGCUGAAAAAGUGUAGGAAGCUGGUCUCAUUGUCACUGGCAGACAAUAGUCUUACUGGAGAAAUCCCCCCAUCCCUAGCUGAAUUGCCGGUGUUAACUUACCUUGAUCUAUCGGAUAAUAAUCUAACCGGUCCAAUCCCACGAGGGCUUCAAAAUUUGAAGCUUGCCCUCUUCAAUGUUUCCUUCAACCAAUUAUCCGGUGAAGUUCCUUAUUCCCUCAUCUCAGGUCUCCCUGCCUCGUUUCUGCAAGGGAAUCCAGGGCUUUGUGGCCCGGGAUUGCCAAAUUCUUGUCAUGAUGACCAGCCAAAACACCAUAGUGCUGGCCUUACUACAUUGACAUGUGCCAUGAUUUCUAUAGCAUUUGCUCUUGGAACUUUAAUGGUUGCUGCUGGCUUUUUUGUGUUUCGUCGAUAUUCCAAACAGAAAUCUCACGCAGGUGUUUGGCGUUCGGUGUUCUUUUAUCCGCUUAGAGUCACUGAACAUGAUUUGGUUUCUGGAAUGGAUGAGAAAAGUGCUGUAGGAAAUGGUGGACCUUUUGGUAGAGUUUACAUUUUAAGCCUACCAAGUGGUGAACUAAUUGCUGUUAAGAAGCUGGUAAAUUUUGGGUGCCAAUCUUCAAAAACCUUGAAGACUGAGGUCAAGACAUUAGCCAAGAUCAGGCAUAAGAACAUCAUUAAAAUUCUGGGGUUUUUCCAUUCAGAUGAGUCAAUCUUUCUGAUAUAUGAAUUUCUACAAAAGGGGAGCUUAGGGGAUUUAAUUUGCAGACAGGAUUUUCAGUUGCCGUGGAGUGUUAGAUUGAGGAUUGCCAUUGGGAUUGCUCAGGGAUUGGCAUACCUUCACAAGGAUUAUGUUCCACAUUUACUUCACAGAAAUAUCAAGUCAAAGAACAUUCUCCUGGAUGCAGAUUUUGAACCAAAGCUCUCAGAUUUUGCUCUCGACCGAAUUGUGGGAGAAACUGCAUUUCUAUCAACCAUGGCUUCAGAAUCUGCACAAUCCUGUUACAACCCACCAGAAUAUGGAUACAGUAAGAAAGCUACUGAACAGAUGGAUGUUUACAGCUUUGGUGUUGUGCUAUUAGAGCUCAUAACUGGUCGACAAGCUGAGAAAGCAGAACCAGAAGAGUCUCUUGAUAUCGUGAAGUGGGUUCGAAGGAAAAUCAACAUUACGAAUGGGGUAUUUCAAGUUCUAGACCCGAGAAUACCGAAUUCUUUCCAACAAGAAAUGCUAGGAGCUUUAGAAAUUGCUCUGCGUUGCACUUCUGUGAUGCCAGAAAAACGACCAUCGAUGUUUGAAGUUGUGAAGGCACUUCAGUCCCUCAGCUCAAGGACUGGCUUUUCAAAUAUGGAGCUCUCUACUUUGGAGGAGCACUCACUUCCUGUCUGAAAAAUGAACCAAAGAUUACCCAGUUUUUGUUUUGUUCUGUAUGUAAAUCUACAUCUCUUGUUUUGAGUUUUGACCACUUCAGAUUGGAAGAAAAAUAUACUUGGCCAUGGACUUCAGUGUUAUUUACCAGAAUUGUUUGGGAUUUUGAUCAAUAGUAGUGCAAGAAAAAUAUAAUUUAUUACUA